GCAGUAUCAUGAGAAGAAGAUUGUAAGGCUUUUGUGUUUUAUCAUUGUUAAUUUAUGUAUUUUUUCUUAUCAAUAAUUGUAGCAUUUGAAUAUUUUAUCUCUAGCUUCGACACUAAAUCGUAUAUCGUGUUUUAAAGGAUAGGUUUCAAGUAAGAAGCUUGAUGGCGUGACAACUUGCGUUGUCAGAGGGUAGCCGGGUAGAAAAUCGAAAAAAGUAGACAUUCCAGUUUAAAGAAAAUCGCACCCUGCUUUCCGAAGAAAACAGGGAAAAUAAGGUAAAAUUUAAAUCAACACCGAAAAAAAGCUGAAAGAAAAUGAUAUCAUUCUUUUUGUAGAGCCCAGAUAGAGGCAAUGAAAACUUUGUUCACGGCCUAAAAAAGCUAAUCCCAACCCCUCUCCCCAAUGUUCAAAUUUUUGCCUCUCGUUGCAAUGAUUGAAAUGCUGUGGCGUUACGAAGAGUGAAGUUCAAGUAUUGUAUUUAAAUAAUACCCCGAAGGAUACAGUCAUUUUGCACAGUAAGAACGAGCAUAAUUUAGCUAUGAGUUUUAUUUCUGACUACUGGAUUCUUGUCGCAUCCGCAACUGCAACAAUCGUCAUUUGUAAGCUGAUUAUUCGCCUUAUCAAGAAAUUCCGUGAGGAGAGGCAGCUGGCUACGUUCCCCUCAGCUCCUAGUCACUGGUUCACAGGACACCUCCACUACGUCAAAAAUCAUGAUGGUACAACUCUUCAAUUCCAUGUCAGAUGUGCAACUGAGUUCAAAACAUGCUAUAUUAUGCGAAGGGGUCCUCUCCUGACAGGACUUGUAUUGUGUCAUCCUGACGCAAUCAAGGUUGUUCAGACCAGUAGUGCUCCAAAAGCACCUACUUAUGAAUUUAUUAAGCCAUUCUUUGGGAAUGGACUGGUUGCUGCAAAUGGGAACAAGUGGUUUAGAAUGAGACGACUUCUCACUCCAGCGUUUCACUUUGAGAUCCUCAGGUCAUACGUUCAAAUUUUUCAGGAUUCUACAAAUACUCUUUUAGAGAAGUGGUUGUCACUGGAGAGCGAAGAAGUGGAAUUAUUUCACCACUUAAGUCUCAUGACACUGGAUUCCAUUCUCAAAUGUGCCCUUAGUUAUGAAACUGACUGUCAGACACAAGAAGAAGCUACUUCCUAUAUCAGAGCAGUAUAUGAUGCAUCUGAUGAGGUUCUCAACAGAUUGAUGAAUCCUUUAUUGCAUUCGGACAUAAUUUAUAAAAUGACGGCUGGUGCCAAACGAUACUCUGAAGUAUGCGCUGUAACCCAAGCCAAGGCGAAGGAGGUCAUCAGAGAAAGGAGAGCAACUUUACAAGAUAGUGUCGAACAAGAGAAAUUGAAGAAAAGAAGAUACCUGGACUUUCUGGAUAUCCUUUUGGCAGCCAGGGACGAAAGUGGAAACGCUUUGACUGAGGAAGAAAUCACUUCAGAAGUUAUGACUUUCAUGUUUGCGGGACACGAUACCACUGCGAGCUCUAUUUCAUGGACACUAUACAAUUUAGCAAGAUUCCCCGAACAGCAAGAAAAAUGCCGAGAAGAGAUAGAUGCAGUGCUUGGGAGUAAAGAAGAGUUUGAAUGGAACUGCAUUGGACAAAGUUUUGCUCUUGCUGAAUUGAAAACUACAGUGGCAAUGAUCUUACGAAUGUUUGAACUCAGUGUUGCCCCUCAGAACAUCAUACAAGACUACGAAGAUCUUCAGCCUCACUUGAUUCUCCGAGCAAAAAAUGGCAUCGUUGUCAACAUUUCGCCAAGAAGUAGCUCUUGAUAAAGGACAGUUGUUGACCAGACACGAUAAAUUGCGGAGACGAGGGUUAUGAAGGAGGCAACUCAGCAUUUGGUCAGGAUAUAAAAGAUAUUUCUUCGGUACAUUUAAUGGGAGACAAAUGUACUUUAUUUUCCCAUAUUGAAAAUUAUAUUUUACAAGUUACACUUACAUUCUUACAAGAAUGAAGAUAAGGAAGCUAUAGCGUCUAAAAUAACUUAUCUUUAGAGUGUGUCAGAACUUUAGAGAAUGUCAAAAAGAUGGCGAAAGAUGAAAUAAGGCGAAACAACUCCGUUUAUAAUAUACGUUAGAGAACAAUUUUGUGGUGUUAUUGUUGUUUGUUCGGUUUUUUUAACGAUUUCAUUCCCGAGAGUGAGUAGCCCCAUAGUAUCAACGUCUUGUCAAGCAGAAAGAUAACGAGGCAAAAGAAGAACAUUAGUUAACCAACACUUCCCAUAUUCGCUAUCUGACGAAGGGCUAACGCUCAGCUUUACAAACACUUAACGGUGGCCAGUUUAAACUAACAACUCAAUCGAUAAAACCAAAUUAUUUCGGAAUACCACCCCCUUACCGACGCAACGGCACUACCACUAUCUCUAGACACUUACCCCCUUUUAUCAAUCAAGGAGCACUGUUUAACUUGACACCAAUUUCUCAGACGUCAUGUUUAAAUGAGAAUAAGGUGCACUGUAAGGAGCGCUCACUGUGCGAGAUUUGUGAGGUAAAUGUUAUCUAAGUUAAGCGAUUGAAAUGUCUGGCUAACCUCGGUUUUCACGAUGCUUAGCUGAUAGCGCUGAACAAAUGUUUUAGCUAAAAGUUGUUUAAAACUUUAAUUUAAGAGUUUUUAUAGGCGACAAGGGCUCUGCUUUAAAACGGGGGCCAUUAGUGCGAAACCUAUGAUAUGAAAAUGAUAUUUUAUCCUUAUGCGCAUAAAACUCUUUUUUUAUACAAAUUAUGAGGGUUCUCUUCAUUGUGAAUGUGAAGGGUUUUGGAAUUCCAAGGAGGCCUUUUAUUUUUUUAGGUUGUGUGAAAAAGGAGGAAGUUUUCUUUCUUUCAAACUUGACUUUUUAUCAUUAUUAUUAUUAUUAUUUUAUAGUGUGGAUUGGUAUAAACUGGAAUGACACAGUCAGAGAAAUAGUGAUUUUAAUGCAAAUUGUUUUCAUUAUUUUAAAAAGCGUUAAAUGAAAAACGGUUAAAUAUGAAAUCAAAUAUAUUAUUAACGUAUUUUUUUAUCUCUCAGAAUUCAUAUUUUGUUUCGUGAGUUAAUAUUUACAGAGGUGAGUUUGUUGUGAUUUAUCUAGUAUUAACUAGAAUGUGUUUUUCAGGUUAACUUAUUAGAGAUAUAAGAGACAUAUGCUUGAUGUUUAUUGUAAAUAAUAGUUCUAAUUGAUUUGAAGGCACUUCUUUCAAGGCAAAGCUGUCCAAUUGCAUAAAUUUGAUUUGCAGUACCUUUAUUUCAUUUUAGAAAAAGUAUGCUCAAGCUUUAUCUUCGCUCUUGAUAAGACCAUGUAAAAAAUUUACUAUUCAUCACCUCAAGAGAGCUGCACUAAUUAAAAGUAAAACGUAA
Messenger RNA from Stylophora pistillata, 3341 nucleotides. RefSeq names its product cytochrome P450 4B1. Gene Ontology annotation, molecular function: oxidoreductase activity, acting on paired donors, with incorporation or reduction of molecular oxygen; monooxygenase activity; iron ion binding. The record is from RefSeq and is a predicted model, not a curated record. Lineage: Eukaryota; Metazoa; Cnidaria; Anthozoa; Scleractinia; Pocilloporidae.